CCCAUCCAGAAGAAUGCCAUCAGCUUUGUAGUAGAGACUACCUACCUAGACGUGGAGACCAGCUUCCCAUCCAUCUCCGUCUGCGAGGACGACAACAUGCCUCGCAUCUACGAGAUGGCCAACCAAUUCUUUGGGGCUAAACACGAUUAUAAUCUGGAUGAAAUGUUACGAGAAAUUGCCUACUUCAAGGGUUCUGUUUACUACAUCAAAAACUUUUGUUUAUCGGAUGACAUUUCUUGUCCGAAGGAUGGUUACAAGAAGAUGGCAUAUAUGGUGAGGAGUAAAUGUAAAGAAAUGUUCAAAUCUUGUAGAUGGAAAAAUCAGACUUUUGAUUGUUGCAGUCAUUUUAUACCAUUACAGACAGAAUGGGGAGUUUGUUUCACUUUGAACUCCAAGAAUGAACCUCCAGGAAAAUUUGGAUCUCUGAAGCUGAAGUCUAGCACUCGCCUGGGAUUGGGUUCUCUCUACUUGGAACUACUUGUACCAACCAAGGUCUACAUGCACUCUGAAUCUGACAUUCCAUACUACAACACCAUGACUACAGAGGUGAUAACUGCCAAGGCUGGUGCCAUCAAGCGUCUGGGCAUCUCCGUCACUGACAUUGAAAAUGAACCAGAGGUGCGACAACUAACAAUAUCCCAGCGAGGUUGUCGGUUCCCUGACGAGAACGACCUGACUGUGAGCACAAUGUACAGCUACAGUGCAUGUGUUACUCAGUGUCGGCUAGUGGAGCAGCUCAAAAACUGCAACUGCUCCUCCCAUCUCAUGCCCUAUACAGAAGACGCCCUGGGGCUCCAAGGAGGGUUUAGACUGCUCGUGUCUUCCCGGCUGCCAGGAACCAGAGAGUUUAACAUAAUUGAAACCAUCAUGCUGCCGAUGAGUGAUGAAGACAAGGAUAUUGCUGCCAUCGAAAUUUACAUGUACCGCCAUCCGAGUGAGCGGUACAAAAGAAAUGUGGUACGAGGACGUUUAGAUUUAGUUGUAUCUAUGGGAGGUUCGGCUGGACUUUUCGUUGGUGCCAGUCUCCUAAGUUUUGCAGAGUUUGUCUACUACUUCACGAUGCGUGCGUACAAUAACCACAUGUUGCGCAAUGACCAGGGUACUGUCAAUCGUACCACAACACCAAUCACAAAUGUUGCUCCAUACGCCCAGCCCUCUCCUAUCGCUGUGACUCGCCCAGUCCUCCCCCCUCCCAAGGACUUCCGGUACGACUGGAAGAGGAUGUAGUGGUGCAUGAUAUAAAUAUAGUGGUGCAGCUAUUUCUACUGAACUGCAUUAAUGAUUGUAUGCAAUGUUCUUUGAGUGUGUUAGUCAUACAGUUUUAAAAGUAAUUUUAAUAAUUUGUUUUUUUCAUAUUGGCCAAUCUGUAAUUUACAUUCAAGAUAUCCGCAUGAAUCACAAAAUAAAUAUUGUAUCAACCACAUGGAA
Homalodisca vitripennis (glassy-winged sharpshooter) is the source of this 1428-nucleotide messenger RNA. Its product is annotated as acid-sensing ion channel 4. Gene Ontology annotation, biological process: sodium ion transmembrane transport. Gene Ontology annotation, cellular component: membrane. The annotation marks the transcript as partial. Gene Ontology annotation, molecular function: ligand-gated sodium channel activity. The transcript is spliced from 9 exons. NCBI's taxonomy places the organism in Eukaryota, Metazoa, Arthropoda, Insecta, Hemiptera, Cicadellidae. The record is from RefSeq and is a predicted model, not a curated record.